Messenger RNA from Ziziphus jujuba (common jujube), 2440 nucleotides. RefSeq lists its product as uncharacterized. Gene Ontology annotation, molecular function: S-adenosylmethionine-dependent methyltransferase activity. Lineage: Eukaryota; Viridiplantae; Streptophyta; Magnoliopsida; Rosales; Rhamnaceae. The transcript has a single exon. The coding region runs from base 414 to 1919 and encodes 501 amino acids. The record is from RefSeq and is a predicted model, not a curated record.
AUAUAUAUAUAUAACUCCAAUUUUGCAUCCUUUAUAUAAUUCUACCCAAAAACAAAAAGAGGAAAAAAGCACAAAAAAAGAAACAACAUAACGGCUAUAUCUAAAUGUCUUUAUCAGCAUCAAGAACUUUGAGAUACAACACCCCGCCACGUAGGCAAGACAACACGGCCACAGUUCCUUCCUUCCGACCCUAGUUUCUAGAAACAGGGAAACUCAUAGGUCCAAAAUAUUAUUACUUUCCGAUUUUACCCUCUGAGUGUCCGUUUAUUUGCAAAUCAUACCCUCUUAUUCUCACUCCCUUGUACCGCGUAUUCUCUCGUUUCUUCUACUCUGCUUCUCAAUUCUUUAUUAAUUCUUUAAUUGUUUAAUUUUUUCUUUUUCUUUUUCUUUUUGAAUCCACAAAAUAAGUAAUCAUGGAGCUUCCCGCAAUGAAUAACAACCUCCUUAGAAACAUUCUCGUGCGUCUCCUUUCCUUUGGUGUCCUACUCCUGGCCGUUAGAUUCGCAUACUUGGUCACACUUGCCGGUGGAUCGUGCGGCUUCGAAGACUUCUGCUUUUUCCCCGAUAACAUUCUGCUCCGCAGCGGCGCCACCGUACGGACCCGACCCUUCUCCAUUGUCUCAGGCGGAGGCGAUUCUCAACUCCGAGAUAUCUGGACGACCAAGAAAUGGCGCAGAACAGUGGACUACUACUCCUCCAUCUUCCAAGAUUUCGUCGCCGAGGGCUUUCUCUCUCCCGAUUCGAAAGCCCUCUGCGUCGAUACCCUCGCCGGCGAGGACGUGUUCGCUCUGAAAGAGAUCGGCGUCGUCGACUCCGUAGGAAUUUCCAAGAAGGCCACUCCGCCGUUGAUUGUCACCGGAGAAUCUCACCGCCUGCCAUUUAAUUCGAACACCUUCGAUUUCGUAUUCGCCGGCAAUGGCAGCCUAGACCGAUCGGGUCGACCCGUGGAUUUUGCAUCCGAGGUGGGUCGGACUUUGAAACCGGGCGGGUUCUUUAUCGUCCACACAGUGGCUAAAGAUUCGUAUAGCUUCAUUUCUUUUCUUGAAUUGUUCAACUGCUGUACAUUGAUUCGGUCCCACGAAAUCGACGGAAUAGAUUUCCCGACGGUUCGCGAAAUCGUAAUGAAGAAAGAGAUUGACAUCCUCAAGGGUAGAAAAUCAAUCCCCGGUGACAAAUGCUCGUUUCCGGGUUAUAAACCAGAAAUAAUCCGAAAUGCCGAGCCGAUUAUCCAACAAGAACCAUUGAAGCCAUGGAUAACAUUGAAAAGGAACAUAAAGAACGUAAAGUACUUAACUUCAAUGGUGGAUAUUAGCUUCAAGCAGAGGUAUAUUUACAUCGACAUUGGAGCUCGUAGUUAUGGUUCAAGCAUUGGAAGCUGGUUUAAAAAACAGUAUCCAAAACAGAACAAGACCUUCGAAAUCUAUGCAAUCGAAGCGGACAAAGUUUUCCAUGAACAAUAUAAAACCAAGAAAGGAAUUGUUCUUUUGCCUUUCGCUGCAUGGGUGAGAAAUGAGACUCUGUUCUUCGAAAUUACGAGAGACCCAAGCAAGAAAACUAUGGAGAAAGGCAGAGGAAUGGGAAGGAUUCAACCGGCGAGUUCUUCGGCGAGUUAUAUGGGCGACGUGGAUAAGAUUCAGGGGUUUGAUUUCGCUGAAUGGUUGAAGAAAACGGUGUCGGAUAGAGACUUUGUGGUGGUGAAGAUGGAUGUGGAAGGGACUGAGUUCCAUUUGAUUCCGAGGUUGAUUGAAACUGGAGCCAUCUGUUUGAUCGAUGAGAUUUUUCUUGAAUGCCAUUAUAAUCGAUGGCAGAGAUGUUGUCCGGGACAGAGGAGUAUGAAGUAUCAGAAAACGUAUGGGCAAUGCUUGGAGCUUUUUACUUCGCUUAGAGAGCGUGGAGUUCUUGUACAUCAAUGGUGGUGAUCUGGUAACAGGACUAAACAGUAGAAUUAUCUCCAACAUUCCUUAUUCAAAUUCUUUUUAUUUUUAUUUUUAUUAUUUUUUUAUUUUAAUCGUCAUAGGCAUAGCUUAUUCUUUGUAGUCACACAAAGUUGUAUACUUUUUUCGCUUUUUUGGGUUUCCUCAUUCUUUUAUUUGUUCAAAUUUUAGUGAAGGAAAAUUUAAUGAAACAUUUGAUUCCUUCAUUUCUUUCAUUUUAGUUCUUUGAAACUUUGCUUUAGUUAUGUGUCUUAUUAGAUUGUACGUAUAAUUUUUUUCUUGAUUAAUAUAGUUCUUAUGUCUAAUUGUAUAUGUAGAAUUAUGUUUGAUCUAAUGUAAAGGUGAAAAUUUAUGCUAAAAGUUAAAAGUCAUGUUUAGCUCGUUUUAGUUUCCAUUACCUGCAGUGCACUGCACUUCAUUUUUCAAUAAACUCAUAAUGAAUUUUAAUUGAAUUUUGAGACUCCGAACUCUUAUCAUAAAGAGUUUGUAUAAUUAAAACAUCUGCA